AUGCGGCGGAUUUUGCGGGUUUUUAUGGUUUUAUUGAUUUUUCUCGUCAUUUCCUGUAUUGUUAGUGAGUUUUGCGGGUGAAAUUGGGAAAUUUUGGGGGUUUUUGGGAGGAUUUUAGGUGAAAUUGAUUUUUUGGCGGGAAAUUCGGGUUUCCGGAGCAGAAAAUUGAGAAAAACCCUCUUUGUUGUCUUCUAAACCUUUAACGAUUGUUUUCGGCGCCGAAAAUUCGCGGGACCAUCAUUUAUAUCGAAAUUUUUGAAUUUUCACUUUUCCCGCCUCAAAAUUAAGCCCGGAAAAUGUGUAAAUUUAAAAAAAAGUCCUAUUUUUCACCCCGAAACCUUGUUUUUUUGUAGUUACAACAUGGGAGUACAGAAAAUGGACUUCGAACUAAAAACAUUUCGCAAUUUCUCACAAUCGCGUGAAAUUUGACAAAUUCUCUAGUCAGCUGACCAAAAACAAUAAAAUUAUCACAUUUUUCGUCUUCUCUGCUUCUUGCUUCCUUAUCUAAUAGGAAAUUUUCACUUUUUUCAAUAAAUUGUUGCAAAAAUUAGUUAAUUUUCUGUCUAAACUCUCUUAUUUUACCAUAGUCUUUCUCCUAUCACAGAAAAAUUUAUCUGAAAUUAUUUGCAGCUCUGAAAAUGUGGGGAAACAUGGUGGCCGCGGAUUUCGAUGAUAUUGCCAAGGCUGAAGCGAUGAAUUCGAUGGCAGGCAUUAAAUAUACUAUAGAUCAUACAUGGGAUGGAUUGCCGCAAUCACAUGAUCCUAUUAAAGUGAGUAACCCAAAAAUUCAUGAUUUCCACCAUUUUUCACCCCAGAAACCUUAAAAUUUUCCUCCAGAUCGAAUUAAAAUGGCUGUUCGAGCGACAAGUUGGUCGACCACACAAACGUGUGGUGAAAAUCACAUUUGACGCGCCGUUUUUUGAUGAUCCGGAACCAAUGGAAGCGCCAGGAAUUACACCAGGAGUAAGUUUUCAUGAAAUAUACCAAAUCGACUAUGCUCGACGAAUCCGAAGUCAAAAAUUGCCCCUUUUCUGGAGCUCCAAAGUUAAAAUUGAGUUCGCCCAUUUUUACCAUAUUCCUGGAAGAGAAAUUAACUUUUAUAACUUGAAUAGGGUUGUUCACCACAUUCGAAAACCUAUCAGUUUUUUAGUUUUUAAAAAUAUUAUCGAAAAUCUCAUCGUUACGACGCGCUCCAUCGAAAUAAACACGCAACGCAGACCGCGUCGCGCUCAGCCCACACAAAUAAGGGAGGGAAUUUGAAUCGUUCCCUUAUUUGUGUGUGUUGUGACGCGACGCGACGCGGUCUGCGUUGCGUUUUUAUUUCGGUGGAGCGCGUGGUACCGAUGAGAUUUUCGAUAAUACACACGUUUUUUUUUAAAGUUUUACGACUUUUUUGAAAAUUACAGUUUUCAGCUGCUAUUUGAUAUUUUUGAUAAACUAAAAAGCUGAUAGGUUUUCGAAUGUGGUGAACAACCUUUUUCAACUUAUAAAAGUCAAUUUUUCACCCAGGAAUAUGGUGAAAAUGGGUGAAAACCAAAACUGAAUCGUGAUCAGCAUUUUGUAUAUUUUUUUAUCCAAAGUUUAUUCCGGGACCUAAAACACAGUGAAUUUAAAUUUGGAGCCAAAUUAUAUUCAAAAAAAAUCCUAUUUUUCCAGCUCUGGGACUACGAAGUGAUGGAAUUCUUCUUCGCCAACGAUCGUGGACAAUAUUUAGAAGUUGAAGUUGGACCACAUGGACAUUGGUUAUGUUUAUUAUUUGAUGGAGUGCGCCAUCCAAUCAAUAAAGGUACGUCGAUUUUUGGUCUAGAAAAACAUUGCUCAUGUUAUUAAUUUUGUCUGGAUUAAAUACGUUCCAAAAUCUGUACAUUCAAAAAUGUCGAAAACCAGAUUUUGAUAUUUUUUCGAGAUCCUUAUCAAUCAGAAAAGUGUUUUUUAUGAAAAAUGUUAAAUUUUCAUCGAACAUUUCAAUUUCAGGCGAAGAAUUGGAGCUGGAAGUCCGGAAUAAAUGGGUCGGAGAUCGUUGGAUUGGAGAAGUCGAAAUCCCAUUGGCCUAUUUCCCAUCUAGUGAGUUUAGGCUCAUUUUGGACACUAAAUCAGGCCCAAAAAAUCCCGAAAAUAUUCCAGAAAUCACCAAAUUCAACGCCUACCAUAUUCAUGGACAAGAAAAUGAGCGAACAUAUUCGGCACUUUUCCCAGUCACUGAUGGAACUUUUAAGGUGAGUAAUGAAAUUGCCACGUCAUAACCCGAAAAUCUUUGUCUUUUUUCAGGAACCCGAUUUUCAUCGCCUCGAUUUUUUCCAACGCAUAAAUGUUCGGCGAAUUAUACCUGAUGGUUACGGUGAUCGACCAUUUGCCGACUUCAAAUAUGGCGAUUUGUGGGCUGGACAUUAUUGA
Caenorhabditis angaria is the source of this 2394-nucleotide messenger RNA. The record is from the annotation of a GenBank genome assembly. Lineage: Eukaryota; Metazoa; Nematoda; Chromadorea; Rhabditida; Rhabditidae.